UAUGUCGAAUCAACAACCGUCGCAGCUCAUUUCACUGCAGCAAGAUGGUUUAUACCUUCUCGACCUUAACAAAACAACAUCGUUGAAGCUCAAUUUGCCCUUUACAUUACCACCCCCGACUGAACCGGUCUGUAUUCUUCAUUGCCGUGGAAUCAUGUGUCUCACACUUGAAGGCAACAAUGACCUAGCCAUUUGGAACCCAGGUUCAAAAGAAUUCAAGAGAAUACCGAUGCUUAAACCGGGUCAAACCACAAAUCCUUUGGGAUUUGGUUAUGACCAAGUCUCUGAUGAUUACAAGAUCGUAACUGUAAUCGAUCGCAAAACCUUUAUCUACACUUUCAAAGAAAAAUCUUGGAGAGAAAGCGUACCACGAGAUACUUCUAUUGAUUGCAAAUUUAGAAACCGGACCGGUACUGUUGAGGACCAUUGUAUGUAUUGGAUAGCAGACAGGUCCCACAUCAACAACCCUCGUAAGGAAAAUACCAUCCUAUGUUUCGAUUUUGUCAACGAAGAGUACAAAGAAUUGGACCUUCCGAUAAACUGUAAGCAGAACUUUAGUUCAUGGUUAGGGAGUUUAAGGGGAGAGUUGUACAUUAUCGAGCACUACCCAUGUAUAAAUAAUGACAUAUGUGUAUGGCGUCAAAUGAGUAGCGACAAGAAGUUCAAGAACUGGGAAAGCAACCCAUGGAUCAAUAUGACUAAACAUCGUAAAGAAUUCAAAUGCUUUGAAGUUGUGUUUGCGUGCAUAGCAAGAAAAGAUGAAGUCUUCAUAGUGGUGACAGAUGCAAGAAAUGAGGACGAGAAGGUUAUGGUGUACAAUAAGACUCGAGAUAUGUUCACUGAAGUUCCAUUUGGUAGUUCUUUGAAAGGGUUUAGAUGUAUGAAUGAUUAUAUAUGUCAGUCAAGGACGUCUCAAAUUUAA
Molecule: messenger RNA, 922 nt
Organism: Raphanus sativus (radish)
Lineage: Eukaryota; Viridiplantae; Streptophyta; Magnoliopsida; Brassicales; Brassicaceae
Product: putative F-box protein At3g16210
Exons: 1
Coding region: 2-922 (306 amino acids)
Source: RefSeq, a predicted model, not a curated record